AUCAGUUUAUUCACUUCACACUUCCCUCUUUGUUUGGCCAGCCAAGAGCACACAGCGAGAGAGAGAGAGCAAGAGAGAUUUCUGCGAGAGGUUUCUCCAAACAGUGCCCGAGUACAAGAUUUUAUGUCGUCUAGGUUUGAUUUGGCAGUGAUUGGAGCUCCGUUGAAGCUCUGUGUUUUGUCUGCUACCUUGCUCUUCUUGUUCUCUGUGUGCUCUGCUAUCCGCUGUAUGCUUCUCUGUUCUUCGAGGCAGAGGUUGAAUCUGGUGUACCCAACGGCUUCGAUGCGUUUGAGACCCAAAAGGACUUGUUCUGGAGUUGAGUGUUUCGGAGGCUUUCACAAUAUAAGAUUCUCACACCUUUUCAUAUUUCUGAGAGGGGAUCUCACUUGAUAUUUGUUAUCUCUUUGUUGGGUUUUCCAUUUUUGUUCUCUCUCUUGAAUUUGUUUUGAUUUCCUUCGCAAUUUUCCGGGUAUUUUGAGGGGUUUUUGGUGGGUUUUCCCAAAUUUUUGUCUCCACCAUGCUCCAACCUCGGAAUCAGCCGUCGAAUCAGACGAUGAACAUCAACAAUCUCUGCAAAAAGAUGAAGCAUAAGCAAAACCCCAUUCCAUCGAGAAAGCUUCGCAUAAUCUGUGACGACCCUUACGCCACAGAUUCGUCUUCCAGCGAAGACGAAGGAGAAGGACGUUUCGAAAGGCGGCCGAGAAAGAUGAAGCGAAUCGUUCGUGAGCUCACUCUUCCUCUUUCAUCUGCCCUGUCUAAAUCCACUGAAACCGAAAGCUCAUUUCAGGAAAGCAACAAUGGAGUCAUCAAGUCCUCCUCCAAGUUCGCUGAUGGUCAAACCCAGAACAAGAAGAGGGUUUUUACCAAAACCCCAUCAACAAAAGCUCGUCUUCUUCAAGAUUCAGAGGCGUUCGACAGAGAAAAUGGGGUAAAUGGGCUGCUGAAAUUCGUGAUCCAUUUAAAGGUGUUCGUAUCUGGCUUGGUACUUAUAAUACUGCACAGGAAGCUUCUCAAGCCUAUGAAA
This is a messenger RNA of Neltuma alba, 1024 nucleotides long. RefSeq lists its product as uncharacterized. The transcript has 2 exons. NCBI's taxonomy places the organism in Eukaryota, Viridiplantae, Streptophyta, Magnoliopsida, Fabales, Fabaceae. The record is from RefSeq and is a predicted model, not a curated record. Bases 124 to 390 code for a protein of 88 amino acids.